This is a messenger RNA of Tetrahymena thermophila SB210, 471 nucleotides long. RefSeq lists its product as hypothetical. The transcript has 3 exons. The record is from RefSeq and is a predicted model, not a curated record. NCBI's taxonomy places the organism in Eukaryota, Ciliophora, Oligohymenophorea, Hymenostomatida, Tetrahymenidae.
AUGAGAGUAAAAUAAGUAAGAUUAAAGCUAAAAGUUUAAUAAAUAGAGUAAACAUAAUUUAAAGUAAAAAAAGAGAGCAAAUGUGUUGAAGACCAUAUAUAAUAGAUAUAUUAUCUAAAGAUAUUUAAAAAUAUUAUAUCUUUCUUCUUACCAAGAGACAAGCUCACCCAUCCAAAGGAGUUAGUUAGAUUAGAAAGCAGUUAAGGAGGUUUAUUCAAAAAAAUAUCUCCUCAUAUUAGUGAAGAUAUAGUCGAAAUAUUGAGAGAUAAAAUUUGGUAAUCUUAUUUAGAAAAGACAACUUCAGGAUAACCAUCUCGUUUAUUUCAAUAAAAACUAUUAGAAAAGAGAGAGAUAAGCAACCAACAAAUACAAAAUGAAUAGAAAGAAUCCUUAGAAAUAGUUUUUCAAAAUGUUAAGCUUCAUAUCCCAAUGAUAAAGAAAAAAAAUGUAAAACUGAGCGGAUUUAUUUGA